CAGGCCCCGAAGGCCGUGGCACGGCAUCUAUAUCAGUUCAAGACUGGCCACGCACAGCUGGCGGCAUACCUGCACCGAAUUGGCAGGCGCGACACCCCCCUGUGUAGGGGAUGCUCAGAGGGGGCAGAAACCGCGGCGCACCUGCUGCUC
Messenger RNA from Talaromyces proteolyticus, 150 nucleotides. RefSeq lists its product as uncharacterized. NCBI's taxonomy places the organism in Eukaryota, Fungi, Ascomycota, Eurotiomycetes, Eurotiales, Trichocomaceae. The transcript has a single exon. The record is from RefSeq and is a predicted model, not a curated record. The annotation marks the transcript as partial.